AAAACAAAAGCCUUUAUACACGUGUCACUUUCGGGGACGUUUAGUCGCUUUGUAGUUUUAUAGUAGUUUAUGUAGACUAGAAUGGAGGGCAACGAUCGUUCACCUGCAGUUACGGCCAUACAGGAUACUAAUGGUGAUCCAGGGAAAAUUUUUGUCGGUGGUCUGAGCAAAGUUACUAACGCAGAUCGUUUAAAAGAGUAUUUUAGUAAGUACGGUGAAAUUAAGGAAUGUUUGGUUAUGCGUGAUCCUGUCACGAAAAACUCAAGAUGUUUUGGAUUUGUCACAUUUCAAGACCCCGCAUCCGUGGAAGAUGUUGUUGGCUCAGGACCUCAUAGUUUAGAUGAUCAGACGAUUGAUCCAAAAGUCGCUAUUCCCAAAAGACCUCAACCUAAAUUUGUGACGAAAACCAAGAAAGUAUUUGUUGGUGGGCUCUCUCCAGAAACGACCGAGGACGAUCUUCGCUCAUAUUUUCAAAAUAAUUAUGGAAAGGUGUCGCAAUGUUUGCUUAUGUUUGAUACGACAACGAAACGUCAUCGUGGUUUUGGAUUUGUAACGUUUGAAAAUGAAGAAAUUGUCGAUAAAAUAUGUGAAGAGCGAUUUCACAAGAUCAAUGAGAAGAGGGUGGAAACAAAAAAAGCUCAACCAAGAGAGGUAAUGAACCCACAAAAUAGAGGAAGAGGAAGAGGAAUUUUUGGAAGAGGAUAUGGGUAUUAUUCACCAUUUCCUGCGUUUGGUUCUUUUCCUGCACCACUUGGCUAUCCUUUGCCUGGUUACCAAGCAGCAGCGGCUGCUAAUGCAGCAUAUACGGCUGCACAGCAACAACAACCUACGCCACCUGGAAAACAACCACGAAGUGCAGAACAACGAACGCGGCCGACAUUUACUUAUACUUAUCCAUCGUUACCCAAUUACUAUUCCUCUUUUAUCAACCCAUCUGCUGAUCGACGUCCUCAUUACUAUGCAGAAUACGCCAAUCUAUCGAGUCCAGGCCUUCCAGCUACACCUGCUAGCACGUCAGCACGUUCUGAUGGUCAAACAGCUGUCGAAUAUUCCGACUAUACUGGUGUUCAAGUCAAUGGAUACUCACCUCAAAGUUUUGCUGCGCCCCCAUCUCCGCUAUCUCGAUUUGCCCCAACAUCAAGUCCUGGACCCAUGAUACCAGAUCUUGCUAACUACAUUUCAUCUGCCACCGAGAAUGCGUUAGGUUACUCUGCUUCAAGUCCCCAAACCACAACAUUCGCUCACCCAAUGGCGAUUUCUCUGCGGCAAUAGAUGUUGAAAUGAAGUAAAAUAGUAAGUCAACGUCACAGAUUGCUGAGAGAAUCGAUGUUUCGAUGAACUUACCUUCACGGUAAGUGGCAAUUUCGAGAAUAAUGUUGACAAGAAAGAUUUAAAAAGCAGAUAUGAAGCCAAUGUGCCAAUAUUUUGAUUUGCAAACAACGUUUAAGUUAUUCUUGAAGUUGUCAGUUUCCAGAACAAGAAUGCCACGGCCUACCUCACUUGAGAAGGAAAAAGUGGUUUUGUGGCUUUACGUUUAUAUAAAAUAUCAUCAAUUAUAGUUUCACAUUUUAUCUAUAUUAGCGUAGGUUUUACUAUUCAAUCUUCAUUUAAAGUCCUUACAUUUUAAGAGUUUUAUUUAAUUUUUCUAACAUGCGAUACCGUCCUUAAAAAUUGUCGCUAUUUCAUUCUUUUGUUAGCGAAAACAUAUAAACAAUAAGGGCACUGCGCAUGCCCAUGAAAAUCGUUCUUUGCGCAGUAUGUCGUGAAAUGUUUAUUAAAUUAUGGUUGUAGUUUACGACGUAAAAUAUUUGAUGUAUUAUGUUUAUGAGUAAAGAUGUACAUGAUGAAACAUUAAAAAUAACCUAAAUGUAUGUUACCUGACUUAAUGUAAUCGAUAUUUAAAGGCUGGUUUGAGAAAAACCACAAUAGAGUAGACAUUUUGACAUCUAAUGUCAUGGAUAUAUUAAUAAUUUAAACGCUACAGUACUUAGGUCAGGUAUAAAGAAAUAGGUUGAGGUGAGGGUUUUGUGUCGAAUUUGAAAAGAAUUACUCAUUAGAGCACAUUUUAAAGUAGAGAAAUUUUUAAGGAAAAUUGGCUGUUUCAGCUGUUAUAAAAUCAUAUUUAUUGUUUCAUAUGCCGUCUUGUUGAUAAUGCUACUUGUAGGGCGAGUAAUUUCUUUCAUCUUCAACGGGUAUUAUUCGUAUUUAAAAUAAGUUAUACAGCAUUAUCAGUAAUAUCUGUUCACUAACUAAUGUAAAAUAAAUUUUAUCUCAUUUACAAUGUAAAUCAAAUUUUGUCAAAAA
This is a messenger RNA of Xenia sp. Carnegie-2017, 2304 nucleotides long. Its product is annotated as RNA-binding protein Musashi homolog 2-like. Gene Ontology annotation, cellular component: cytoplasm. NCBI's taxonomy places the organism in Eukaryota, Metazoa, Cnidaria, Anthozoa, Malacalcyonacea, Xeniidae. The transcript has 13 exons. The record is from RefSeq and is a predicted model, not a curated record. Gene Ontology annotation, molecular function: RNA binding. Bases 82 to 1272 code for a protein of 396 amino acids.